UGGAUGAAAGGAGCUGGAGUGGAGGUUUGGUCUUCUCAAAAUCCUGUGCGGGCAGAGUGCUGAGCAAGGGUAUGUGAGGAAUGCAGCAGGAGACGGGCACCUCCUUGGUGAGAGGCAGCUAGCAGGGAGACUGCAUCUGAAUACAGAAACUUGUUUGAUCUUCCCCUGCAACGCAGGACACACCCACAACUCUUCCUCAGAACAAGGCUUGGCUUUUGGAAGUCAGCCCUACCAGGUAAACAUUGCAGCUGCCGAGGGAGACAGUUUCAGCAGCUUCACACUCCAGUCUCAAGUUUGACUUUGAGGGAAACCUGAGCUGAAGAGCUGCCACAGUGGUCAACGAACCAUUGUCCGCCUCAGACCAGAAGGCGUUUGGGCUGGGAGUGCGGAGUCGCAGCAGAGCAGUGAGUGAGGAGUGUGGGGUCUCGGAGGAGGCAGCAAGUGAGCAGGCUGGAGAUGUGGGGUGUCGGCAGGAUGGUGGACCCAUUGCCUUGAAUUAGGAACUGAAGUAGAAGGAAAUUUGAAAGAACCAUGAUGUCUCUUGGUACCAGAAAAGAAGGCGUUACUCCACCCAAUGAAGAAGAUCGCAAGAAGAUCAUCAGGCAGAUGAAGGUACGCACCACACUAAAAGAGGAUAAGAGCUGGAUCCACGCUCAAAACUCAGACAAUGAGGAAGAGAUGAAGAACAGCCCAUUGUCGCCAGGUUCUAAGCCUACCUCCGGUUAUCUCAUCAGGGGGGUGUUCACUAGGACCAUCGACAAGACUCCACCCAAGAGGACCUCCUACUCCAAUGGCACACAGAAAAGUGCUGCAGCUCAGGCACAGAGUUCCAGUCUCCCCUGCGUCUCCUCUGGAUACAAGAUGACAACUGAGGAUUACAAGAAACUGGCUCCGUUCAAUGUCAGGCAAACAUCAGUGGAGUCAGAUGAAGAGGAACAAUCUUUUUCCAUAGAUGAACAUAAAAAGAGGGCAGAGGCAGCCAACAGUGUACUGAGGCGCACAGCGAGCAGGGAGCGCUCUUAUGUCCUCUCUGCUGCCAAGAAAAGCAAUGGAAGCCCAACUCAAGAAGUAUCACCCUUCAUUGCCAAGAGGGUUGAGAUUGAGGAGGAAGGAGGACCACGCAUGCAAAGUCAGACCCUUCCAGCUUCGUCGCGGUUCAGUCCUGGUGGUAAAAGUACAAAUGGAGAGAGCAAGAGCCCAAAUGAGUCUUCCUGGAGUAAGCCAAAGCCAAUGGCUGCUGAUUACACCACAAGCUUUGACGCAGACAGUAAGAGCCAAGCCACCAGACUCUGGAAUAAAAGCACAUCACAGAUCCCUAGUUACACUGAAAGCAGUGACAAAGGGGAUGAGGAGGAGCCUGUGGGGACAUCUCAACGUGAAGCAACACUAUCCAAAUCUACCCUGGCUACAGGCAGAAGUCACAAUCCAGUUAAAGAGGAGCCUGACCUGAUCUUCUGGGAUGAAUCGGUUCCCAAAGCCACUACCAUUUCCACAGGAAAAAGUGAAAAAGAGGAAAGGACCCUCAAACCCACAGUGUGUGACUCCAUUUCUUCCGAGGAGAGCCAUGAAACAAGAACACAGACUACAAUGUUUGACCAAAAAUCUGAAGUUCCCCUCAGUAUCAUCUCCCUGGAAACAGUCCACAAGGGGUCUAACUUGUAUUUUAGAGACAAUACAUCUGAUCCGGUGAUUGAGACAUGCCAUCAGUACAGGGGCCCUGAAUACAUGGAGGACAUGAAUUCCAACCUCACAAGAUCCAACUCCCAAUCCAGAGACAUUUUCACACAUCCCACUGAUACCAGAUUCAUAGCCGCUGGAUACCUGGGUGAUACAGAAUGUGACCCUAAAAGAUCCGUCUCUGGCUAUGAGGAGAGAAGCCCCACAGUAGAUAUUGAAUCGGAGGGUACCAGAGGCACUGAACACAGAGAGCCUGAAUGGAAUGCAGCAAAGCUUUCUGCCUUGGAGGGCAUUACAGAGCAUGCUGAGAAGAACAUGUCUACAACCCGAGCUGAGUGUCCUCCUACAAGAAAGCACACUGACCUGCACCUGAACAGAGCACAGAUUGACCCAGAUUAUGAAGAGAGACCUUCAACUAGCGGAGAAACCAGUCAGGAGAGUCCUCAAGCCAGGAGGCACAAGGAGCUUGACCUCAACUCAGCAAGCAAAGGGAUCCUCUUUGUGAAGGAAUAUGUGAACAGCCGUGAAUUAUCUUCCACUCCACACUACAGCAGUGGCAGUCUGGUUGAUUUGUCUGAGAAAGAGAGAGCAAGCUACAGUAAUGCCAGCUACCUGCACAGCAGUGCUGCCCCAAGGUCAUGUGAAGGAGUCUGCACUUACUGUGGCCGUGAGAUCCGAGAUUGCCCUAAAAUAAUGAUAGAACAUCUCAAUGUUUACUGCCAUGAAUACUGCUUUAGGUGUGGGAUUUGCCAUAAGGCAAUGGGUGACCUCCUGGAUAAAAUAUUUAUUCAUCGUGACAUUGUCCACUGUGACCAGUGCUAUGAGAAGCUUUUCUAGGUCUUGAAAAACUGAAGGAGCCAGUCUGUUGGAAGACUUCUUCAGCAAUAUGUAUGGGAUUGCAUCCAGCAGUGCAUGACUGGCUGACUAAGAUACCAAAUCUCCUGCUCCCCCUUUCCUGGAGUUAUUUUCCUCUCACCAUCUCAUCACAAUGGAUGAGUUUAACAUCCACUAGUUUAUUUUGUCAUCAGCACACAAGAGACGUGCCAACAUUAAGAAGAAAAGGCAGUGUCCUCUGCAAAAAAGAAAUGUCCUGAUUUUUCAAAGCUUCUGAGUACUCCAGCUACCAUUAACUUCAGUGGAAUUUGUGGGUACUCAGCAACCAGGAAAUCAGAAGCAUAUCUCUGAGGCUGAUGUGCUAGGAUUCUCUUUUAUCUUCGCUUUUAUUUGAUUUUUAUAGUAGGCACACAUCUGCAUCUGAUGCCAUCAGUCAGGCUGCCAAUAGGUAAUAGAGGUGUGAAAGCCCAAGCUUAGGGCCAUGGAAAUGUAUCCAGGCUGAAUCUAGCUGUAGGAGAGGCUUCAUCUCCAUAUUCUGAGGGAAAAUAACAAUUGCUUCCCUCUUGUCUGCAAUGGAUUUUCUGAAGAACCUGGAGACUGGCUUUGCCUUAAUUGCAUGUCAGGUUCAGUUUCCCUUCUUUUCCUGUUCUUUUGGGGUUUCCUUUAGCAGCACACAUGUCUGCUGCAUGUUUUGAAGAACUUGCACAUUUUUUCACUUGGAAUUCUAGUUUAACUUUGAGUGCAGUGACUGAUGUACACAAUCACAAACUGAGGUGGUAACAAGAGUUGUACAUAACUAAAAAUAGGGAUCUCAAGUAAUUUUUAGCUCCCAUAUUCAGACUUUGAGAAUUAUGCCAUUAAAAUUGUUGAUCAGCAAACCCUGAAUACUUAGCCAUCUUACUUUAAAAUAUAGCUCCAAGUAUGGAGGAAAAUAUAUUGUAUUAUCUUAGAAAGCAAUAGAGCUAAUACGGAGACAAUAAUUACCUAUGAAACGCUUUAUGUGCCCUGUGAUAGGGGCUGACAUGCAUGCAAAAGCCCAGCAACGUAACCUUUUCUAGAGCACAGUGCUUCACAACCUCUUCUAGCAGUCGUGCUUAUUAAUCAGGCAUGAGGGCAUGAUCCUAGGAGCACUCCCUAAGUAGAACUCCCAUUGAAAUCAGUAAGAGUUCUGCCCCUGGAACGCAUGUAAGUUCUGACCUUAAAAUUGUGGCUGUAUCUGUGGCUUGGGGAACCAAGGCAACAAUGAGGAUUUGAGCAGGCACAGCUGAACAUGAGGUGUCUCAUGUUGGACACCUCAAAAUUGAGGUACCCCAAAUCACUGAUCACUUUUGAAAAUCUUGGCUUGAAGAACCUUGGGAAUCACUGGAAGAGUAGCUAGGACAAGAUAGUGAUAGAAAUGUAGCUGUGUUAGUCUGGUGUAGCUGAAACAAAAUACAGGAAUAUGUAGCACUUUAAAGACUAACAAGAUGGUUUAUUAGAUGAUGAGCUUUCG
Molecule: messenger RNA, 4003 nt
Organism: Pelodiscus sinensis (Chinese soft-shelled turtle)
Lineage: Eukaryota; Metazoa; Chordata; Testudines; Trionychidae
Source: RefSeq, a predicted model, not a curated record